Molecule: messenger RNA, 1309 nt
Organism: Vigna umbellata (rice bean)
Lineage: Eukaryota; Viridiplantae; Streptophyta; Magnoliopsida; Fabales; Fabaceae
Source: RefSeq, a predicted model, not a curated record
ACACCCACGUUAAAACACCGACAGAGACCGACACACAUAAUAAACUGAUGAAACAAGCAGCUGCAAAGUCAUCCCUGAGGAGGCUUUGUCCGAACAUCGAUAGAGAAGAUGGGUUGGAGACCGUUCUUGAAAUUCCAAUACCCGAAGAAAUGUUCACACCCAUGGGAAGCAACGUAACGUUGCGGUGGCAAAACAUGUUAACGUGGAUGAAGGCUCAAACAGAAGACAAAUUAUCCACCCCUACAGUUUCAGCGCGCUUAAAUGAGCUUCGCUUUCUGCUUUACCUCGUUGGCUCUCCUCUCAUCCCUCUUCAGGUCCAAUUAGGUCAUUCCGUCCGUCGUCCGGUCAGAGAUUGUUCUAUUGAAGCAUCAACGGCAAAGUAUAUAGUACAACAGUAUAUAGCGGCAACGGGAGGACAACCAGCAUUGAAUGCGGUGGAUAGUAUGUGUGUUCUUGGGCAGAUAAAGAUUGUUGCGUCAGAUUUUCACCAGACUUGUGAAACCGUUGAGGUGAAGAAAACCUCGGAAGAGAUGGGAGGGUUCGUUUUGUUGCAAAAGGACCCCGAUUUGUGGUGUUUAGAGAUUCUUGUGUCAGGGUGCAAGGUUUCUUGCGGUAGCAAUGGCAAGGUCUCUUGGCGCCAUUCCUCUAACCAGCAGACACCAAUUUCAAGAGGUGCUCCUAGACCUCUACGUCGUUUCCUUCAGGGAUUGGAUCCAAGGGCAACGGCUAACUUAUUUUUGGACGCGGCAUGCAUAGGAGAGAAGAUAAUCAAUGAUGAAGAGUGCUUCAUCUUGAAAUUGGAAACAAGUCCAGCAAUUCGUGAUGCCCAAAGCGGACCAAACUUUGAGAUUAUCCACCACACAAUAUGGGGCUAUUUUAGCCAGCGAUCUGGUCUCUUAGUUCAGUUCGAAGAUUCAAGAUUACUAACGAUGAGAACCAAAGAAGACAACGACAUUUUUUGGGAAACAAGUUUAGAAUCAGUGAUUGAGGAUUACAGGUACGUAGAUGGGAUAAACGUAUCACACAGUGGGAAGACUCGAGUUACAGUUUCCAGAUACGGUGAACAAUCAGCUAACCAUAAAAGAGAAUUGGAAGAGAGAUGGAAGAUCGAAGAGGUAGAUUUUAAUGUCUGGGGUUUGAAUGCUGAAAGCUUUCUACCUCCUUCAAACUUAGGAAAGACAUAAAAUGCUUCGCCGUACAAAGCUUUGUAAUUGGUAGAUCUUAAUGUAUUGGGGUUUGGGCAUUGAACAAAGCUUUCUAUCUCUCUCAAACUCAAGAAAGAUACAGAAUACAUUUGUAAUAAUAUGUA